Homarus americanus (American lobster) is the source of this 3530-nucleotide messenger RNA. RefSeq lists its product as uncharacterized. The transcript has 14 exons. Gene Ontology annotation, biological process: monoatomic ion transmembrane transport; nervous system process; chemical synaptic transmission. Gene Ontology annotation, cellular component: neuron projection; membrane; synapse. Lineage: Eukaryota; Metazoa; Arthropoda; Malacostraca; Decapoda; Nephropidae. Gene Ontology annotation, molecular function: transmembrane signaling receptor activity; extracellular ligand-gated monoatomic ion channel activity; neurotransmitter receptor activity. The coding region runs from base 170 to 2887 and encodes 905 amino acids. The record is from RefSeq and is a predicted model, not a curated record.
GGUACUGGCGCUACUCCCGCACUACCACCACUGCUACUACCAUCACUGGCACUGGUGCCCCAACUACCAUCGUGUUCAAGGAGUUCAGUCAUCUUGUUCAAAAGGUCAACACCACCUCACGUGUGUUGCUUUACUUCCCAGAGAUAAAAGGGAAAAGAUUUAAGUUACCAUGAAGAAGCGACACUGGCGACUAGACACAACGCUGUUACCUGUCCUGUUGUCUGCUCUCACCAUACCUGGGCUCCAUACCUGGUGUGAUGCAGUCGCCCCAGAGGACCAACUAGCGGUGGAGCUCAACGUGGCAAGGCGACAAGCAAGGGGCACUGAGUGGCUCCAGUAUGACCUGAACCGAAAUGACCUGGGCCAGUCUUCCACAUUUACGGUCUGCCUCCACAUCUACCUUCAGUUUACCUAUACUGACCCUUGUAUCGCCCUCACUUUCGACCCCAACACCUUCGUCAUCAUUAAAGAUGGUAAGCUUCAAUUAGAAAAGAACCUACCUGACAAGGGAUGGACGGUGGUCAGCUGGGCGCCUCUGAACUACCACUACUGGACGCCUGUGUGUGUAGCGGUGGGUCGUGAACCUGGCCUCGCCCUCCACGGAGAGUACACAAACCAAGGUCCUCAUACCCCCAUGGAGCUCCCUCAGGGAAAGACCAUACGCAUCACGGUGGGUAUUCCCCUUCAAGACGCCAACAUAGACCAGACCACCUCCUUGUCCGCCAUCGUCACCGCCCCGACAGUGUACAAAUGGCGGCUCUCAGACCAAGAGGUCCUGGACGUGGCAUCAUGUCGGGAAGACCUACAGGACCGCGUGUGGUAUCUGUGGUCAGGCAGGAUCUUAGACUCCUUGUUACUCGUCACUAACCGGUCAGCAGUCACCUCGGAAUUCGUCAACGAUACAACCAAUUACUGGAGUCGUAUCACCAAUCCGUAUGACAUGUGUGUACCAGCCUCGGGCCAUAGACUGGUGCUCCUUCGGGGGACAUUCCUGUACGGUGAAGCACUCGGUAACUGUAGCGCCUAUGGAGGUACUCUGGCGGAGGGUAGUAAAGACACUUGGAUGGCUGCUAGUGAGCCUUUGCAGUUUGCUGCAACUAAAGUUUUGGCGAAUCCUUGGGUUACCGCUGGCAGUGUUGACAAGUGCUGGAAGAUGGACCUCGCAACGUUCUCCUUAAUCCAGGGAAAUUGUGACACUGAUUAUGCAUCGUACCUUCUGUGUCAGCUUCCUCUGACGCCCACUGUUGAGUUGCGGUCUGAGGAUGACCAGACUGAGAAAUUCUUUGUUCUCGCCACCACCUUCUUCUACCCAUCAUUCUACACUAAAGAUGGAUUAUCGAUACAAGGGAACACCACCAUAUGGCUGAAGUAUUAUGACCAGUACAUGGAGCUCCUCUACUACGCGCAGACUAACGUACUCCAGCCACUGGGUCGUCACACCUGGUCUACUCCCGCCACCAACGAAAACAUUAAACGCACUAUGACGCUCACCAGCUGUAGCAAGGACGAGUUUACAUGUAAUUCGGGAAAAUGUAUCGAGUUGUCCAAACGCUGUGACGGUGUGUACGACUGUGGGGACGACGUGGGGUCCGACGAGGUGUGUUCUGUAUUACUGACGCUACCUCGGUCCUACAACCACGACCAAGCACCAGACCCCAUCACCUACCUCAACCUGACACUCACCCUCAACAGCCUACGCGAGAUAGACGACUCCAGCAACCUCGUCAGCGCCUGGUUCACGUUUAGCACCAGUUGGCACGACCAUCGAGUCAAACUGAGUCAACUAAAGAACAAAACUAAAGAUAAGAUAGAUUCCAAACAUAUGUGGUUCCCGAGAUACUCCCUGGAGAACGCUCUCUUUCAAAACGACUUUGACUACCGCCAGGCGAAGAACGUUCGCCUCAACAUCUACGCCCAGAGACUUAAGGAGGGACGUGUGGGUGUUAGUGAUGGUUAUGAAGGUCUGGUGUACUCUGGCCAAGGGGACGCCAAGAUCCUGAAGGUGGAGGACUUCAUGGUGUCUUACAUGUGUGACUUUAACCUGGCUCUCUACCCCUUUGACAUCCAUCAGUGCUUCUUCAACUUCUCCAUCAUCAACCACGGCUCCUUCAUCUCAGUCUUUCUGGAGGAGGCCAUCAAGGUAGAGUCGAGUGAGUUUUCCACUACGGGGCUGUUUCAUGUGUCAGAGCUGAGGAUGUCCAGGACGGGGUCGGCCACCUCCACCACAGUCUCCCUCAAGAUUAAGCUGACACGUAGAUUUGGGGGAACGCUGCUGACCGCCUUCCUGCCCUGCGCUAUCCUCGGCAUGAUAGGAGACUUUACCCAUAAAUUUGAGGAAAACAACUUCACGGACCGCAUUAUGGUGGCCAUUACUUCCCUGAUCGUCAUUGCCUCUCUCUUCGCCGCCAUCAGCGCCACCAACACGACCACAGCCGGCCUGAAAUCCAUUGACGUGUUCUUCUUCUACUACAUCGUUCGCCUCUUUAUGAUCUUUAUCAUUCACGUCUAUCAAGCCUCAAGACUCCGGCAACAGAAGAAGGAAAGGCAGGAACAGCAGAUGGGUCAGGUCGGCAAUACUGGGGUAACAAAAUUUCAUCUUCUCAACACCAAGCUCGACUCCAAAGGCUAUAUUGAUAGUGUUGACGCCAUUGAUGAUCUCCCGGUACCUGUCUCGCCAGUCUACAUACCUGUCAAGCCCCACAACGCAGAGGGCCAACCUCGGCAUCAGGCCUGGACGCCGAUCCUGACGAAGGUACCCGAAACACGAAAGACAAGUUGCUGUACCUCGAUCAUGAUCCGCGGGGCAUUCGUGAUAGGAAUCCUGCUGGAUGUGAGCUUCAUCUUCCUCUUCGUUGCCUUUAACUUGAUGCAACGACUAAGUUACUAAUAAUUUCGAUAAAGAGGAUUAAAUUUAUACCAAGGGGGCGAGUGAUAGUGUGUUGGUGUACUGCGUAGACUGUAGAGGAUCUAUAGGGCAAUAAGUUAUGUAGAGUCUACAUAACCUACUGCCCUAAAGGUUACAAACAUCAUUGAAAUAUAAUAUAUUUUUGAGAACACAGAUGGUAGUAAGACGUCCAGGAGAUACAGGCUGAUAGUACAGUAAGAAGUAGUGGAUACAAGGCAGCAUCUGGAUCGCCUCUGGUUGAGUGCUGUUAACUGAACAUUGAUUUAGGCAGCGUUUUCAUAGUAGAAAUACCAAUUGUUAUUUAGAUUAACCUUGAACAAUUCGUGAUUCAAACUCUUGUACAAAUAUUUAUGGGUGUCGCAGUAUACGUUAAGAUUUCAUUAACGACGAGACCCUAACACUUAAUAGUGCAAAAGACCACACAGCCACCACUAAGUUUACUAGAUGACAGUGAAGUUAGAAAAUGUCGUCAAUAGAAUAAAUAAACACACUUGUCAUCAGCUUAGCUUUUAUCUCCGUUUAGUCCAUAGAUUCAUCCUUACUAUCAUCCACGUAACAGUAGUAGUGGAGGAACACACACACACACAUAUACACACACACACACACACACACACACACACACACA